Molecule: messenger RNA, 1336 nt
Organism: Ceraceosorus bombacis
Lineage: Eukaryota; Fungi; Basidiomycota; Exobasidiomycetes; Ceraceosorales; Ceraceosoraceae
Source: the annotation of a GenBank genome assembly
UCACCGACUGGCUGAGAAGCAUCAGGACCAUCUUAAUUGGGGCUCAGCAAGGCAAACAAAAGUGUCUCGUGUGUUUGCAGACUCGAGAGGCUGCUCGCUCGUGUGGGCAAGCGCGAAGCACUCACUCAUUGCUGAGACGUGGACAAAGCAGCGAAAUCCAGUGCAAGCCAUCGCAGUAACUUCGCCUUGUCAAGUGGGACGGAGAGCCCAAAGCAUCAAUCAACACAUCACGGUACCCAUCCCCUCUUUUGGAGUUGCAGCGGCCUAGGCCAGCAUUGGCUCGACCCAAAGGUGGCAUCGGUUACAAAGAAGAAGUGGCUGUGUCCGGCAAGAGGAGCACUGCGCGUUUUGCUGAAUGUCUGCAUCGAUGCCCUUUCACAGUGAUGUAGUGCUCAGCCAGAAGCCCAGCAACGCAUCACUACCAGCCACAAUAGGCCGAUUGAGCUCCGAGCGAUUGUGAUCAGCUCGAUGAUCACACCGGACGGCUAUUUUUGUUCGGAUCGCUUGCCCAGACGAUGGCCUAGCAUACAACCCGAGCCAGUCUGCACCAUGAGCGCAGGGCGUCUGUACUCAAGUUUGGCGCUACUUAAAGCGAUACAAAAAUCCUUCUUUAGGAUUCACUCGGCCUUUGCUCACGUCUAUGCGUCCAUAACAAUCACGACGCUCGUGUCUGCCCCCCAAAAAAUCGCCGAAUGACGAAUGAUCGCGCCAAUUUUGAUGACGGCGGGCGUAAGUCCACGUUGUUGGCGUCGACUGCGCCCGCCAAGAAGAGGGAAGGACCCUAUCGGCGUUGUGCCCUGCGUAGCGAGCUGAGAACAGCAGUCACGAACUUACCUCCGCCCUCAGGGCCCCUUAAUAAUGCCUCUCGAGGUCCGCAGAUGCGCGAGUCCACCCUCCCCCAUCUUCCUUGCCUCCUCCUCUCACGGCCACUCAAUCGAUCCCCAGCAGUCUGCUCUGCCCCCUCAAGCCUCGCAGGUCGAGGUCCUCUUUUUGUUUGCACACUUCGCAAGCUCUGCCUUCAGCUUGCGCAAAUCCCACAUCAUUUCCCUCCCCAGCUCCUCGUCACCGCAGACACAGGCCUCAGGAGGCCUCGCAUCGUUCCCUCCCUCGAGGACAGUGUCUAUAUCACCAUCAUUACUCCCAGCGCGAUUCUAGCAAGCAGCUCUUGAGGAGCUGGCAACAUCCUCGCAGGCCGAGUCAUUCACGCCUUGACAUAUCCAGUAUUCCUGCGCCCUGAGUGGUACAGGCCUCCGGCGGGCCAGGUCAAACACAGCCGUCUGCGCUCCUUUGCUAUCCAUCUGCUAGCCCCAGAGCCCAGAUGAGCCCUUUCGCUUAC